Molecule: messenger RNA, 1391 nt
Organism: Candoia aspera
Lineage: Eukaryota; Metazoa; Chordata; Lepidosauria; Squamata; Candoiidae
Product: meckelin-like
Exons: 9
Coding region: 1-1350 (449 amino acids)
Biological process (GO): cilium assembly
Cellular component (GO): MKS complex; ciliary transition zone
Source: RefSeq, a predicted model, not a curated record
AUGCGCCCCCCCUCUCUACCCCACCUUGUUUCAGGAGCUCCAGGGGCAGCUUCGUCAGUGAGUGCCUGGAGGACUUUUCUGAUUGCUAACGAGUGGAAUGAAAUCCAGACACACAGGAAGGUGUAUCCUUCACUUCAGCUGUUUGCUGUGUUGUUGUUUUUGGAGGUGGUGGGACUGAAAAACCUCGCAUCAAGAGACCUGAAUGUCAGUCUCCAGCCAGAACAAAAUACCUACCAUGCUCCCUGGAGCCCGAUUCUUCGUUUUGGGAUUGCCGCUUCUGUUUGGCUGGUGGUGGGCAUCGUGCAGAUGCUGGUGUCGGUUGGGUUCUAUCAACGCUUUGUGGAGGACAAGAUUCAUCAAUUCAUUGACCUUUGUUCCUUGAGCAAUGUGUCGGUGUUCCUCCUGACCCACAGAUGCUACGGAUUCUACAUUCACGGGAGGAGCAUCCACGGACACGCUGAUGUGGGCUUGGACACCAUGGUCUCCUACCUCAGGAAGGAGGAGGUAACCCUGCUUCUGGUCUUUGGUCCUUCGUCAGUGCCUUGGAGGCUUGCUCUUGCUAACGAUGCCUUGCAGGGCUGGCCAUUGUCUUUGGUCCUUCUCUCCUCCUCAGGCGAGCGUGGCUGGAGGUUACCUGCAGCUUGGUCCUUAGGUUGCAGACAUGUCUUCUUCCCUCCUUGCUCCUUCUUUGGGCCUUCUGGCAAUGGGAAGGAUUCAUUUUCCAUCCAACCCCAUGGAAGCCUGGGCCUGGAGGCCUACUCUGAGGUGCAGACUUUCGAGGUGCUUCUCACUGACCGGACUCGGACGUUCUACGACAGAGUCCUCCUCUCAUCGAUGGAGAAUAAACCCAUUUGUUCCCUCCUUGUCACUGGUGCGUACCAGGGGGCAGGUCUGAACUUGGAAAGCCCACAAAUGUUUUCCUUGCAGCUUCAGAGAGGACCCCACAGUCGUCCCGAUCUUCACGAACAGAGGCUGAAAGGCUACCAUGCGCUGAACCGUUUCCUGGUCUCCUUCUUGGAACACAGGCAUACAGAUAUGGACUAUGUAGUGAAGGAUAAGUUUUUCUUGGAGAGGAUCAUGGACAUGGAGUUUCAGGAGCCGGGAGACCUCUCAGUCCUCUAUAACGAUGAUGGUCCGUUAUUCAGCCGGACGCUCUUCUACGGCCAUGAGCUACUGCUGCUUCUCUUUGAAACCCUGCUGUUCUGUGCUGUGGAUUUCGGGUCACAGAAUUUUGUGCUGUCAACAGUUGUUACCUUUGCCGUGCAGAAGCUUGUGCAAAUGGUGCGCAACACACUCGGAAGGCGAAACCUGGCAGAGAAGACUUUGGUGGAAAAGCAGUUCCUGAUCUGACAGCGAGCGCUUGGGGAGAGGGAUCCUGCUGGCCAGCCUGC